AUGCCUGUACAUUUACUCGAGGUGAAUCAGGUGAUGCCUCUGGGCUACACAAACAACUUAGCUGGUUGUCACUUGGUAACAUUUGCAAACCGAUCAAUCUUUACUUUCAGGAUAAACGAUGAAAACAGAUGCAUUUUGUCGUUUCUCUUUGACGAAAAUACAAGCCAGAAUGGAUUUUCACAGUGUACAGCAUACAAAUUUAAAGGGGAAUGUGGAUCAGAUGCCAUAUACAACAGAUACUCUGGGAACUGUGUUAAAUGUUCACCAAACUGUGAAUGUAAAGACUGCCAAGAUAUUCGUCUUAUCCAUGGUGACGUCACAGGACAACACUCUCUGAAGAUAGAUGGCAGAACUGUUUCUGUUUGGUGCGACAUGGAUACAGAUGAUGGAGGAUGGCUUGUUAUACAACGUAGAUUGGAUGGGUCUUUGAAUUUUUAUCGGGGAUGGAACGACUACAAGAACGGGUUUGGAAGUCCCAGUGGAGAAUUUUGGUUAGGGUUAGAGGAUCUACAUGCCAUCACGUCUCAGGGCGGAUACGACCUCCGAAUUGAUAUGAAAUACAACAGUCAGUCCUUCUAUGUCCAGUAUUCAGACUUUACAAUAGCACCUGAAAGUGACAAUUAUAGAAUGAGCUAUUCUCUCUUUAAGGCAGGGAGCACAGGCAACGAUUUGAGCUGGCAUAACGGACAACCCUUUACUACGUUUGAUCGAGAUAACGACGCAAAUGAAGAAAAAUAUGACGACCCAAACUGCGCAACCGCAUUCUACGGGGCCUGGUGGUACGCUAGCUGUCACAACUCAAACCUUAACGGGCAUUAUGGGAACACAUCUUUCGGUAAAGGCAUUAACUGGAAUCAUAUAACUGGUUACUACUCAUCGCUGUCCAGAGUGGAAAUGAAAAUCAAGAAGCAACAAGGGUCAUAA
Molecule: messenger RNA, 924 nt
Organism: Saccostrea echinata
Lineage: Eukaryota; Metazoa; Mollusca; Bivalvia; Ostreida; Ostreidae
Product: microfibril-associated glycoprotein 4-like
Exons: 7
Coding region: 1-924 (307 amino acids)
Source: RefSeq, a predicted model, not a curated record